This is a messenger RNA of Pogona vitticeps (central bearded dragon), 605 nucleotides long. The record is from RefSeq and is a predicted model, not a curated record. Lineage: Eukaryota; Metazoa; Chordata; Lepidosauria; Squamata; Agamidae.
CUGGGAAGAGGUUGGGAACUGGGAGACUGCUGGUGGGAGUUUUCUCUCCUCUUCACAGACCCAUUUGACUGUGUUGUGGCCGGUUCCAGACCAGGGGCAAGUUGACUCAGUGGCUACAGCUGGACAGGCAAUAACCAUAAGCAUGGACCUGAAAAUUGUGGCUGCUUCCAUCAUGUUACUGCUUUUAUGUUCUGAAGUAUCCAGCUAUCGCCUGCAGAAACGAGAAGUUCAGGAGGAAGACACGAUUAGUCAAAUUCAGGAAGCGGCUAAAAAAUACUGGGAUCAAGUUUCCGGGACAGCCCAGAGCUGGUCUGAUGCAGUCAAGUCUAUGACCGUUUAUGAGAAAGCCCGUGACGCCUACGAGAAAGCUACCUCAGCCGUGAGCACUUACUUUGGCAUCUUCUCGGAUCAAGUCAUCCACUGGUGGCAAGAUGCUGAUCAUUAAAACAGAGCCGUCAUUUCCCUUCGGUGGAGACGGGCUAAUGAGUUUCGGCGAGCCAAUGACACCACCACCCGGCCCUCUUUUCCCCCCACACAUUUUGAGAACAAAGACAAUUUGCUGCCGACAAGGAGAAUAAAGUUCUUUCCCUUUUUUGCUCUGUUCA